AUGUCUUCAGAUAAUUUAUAUACAACGCAUAAUAUUCGUUAUUUACGAAUUUCAGAAAAACAAGUGCUACCUUUAAUAAUUUAUCUUCGUCAAGAAAAUCUUUUAUGGUUUAACGACAUAAUAUUUCAGGAAAUACUUUCAGCUUUACAAAGAAUAAUUCCAAAGAUAUUUUCGCGAAAAAAGAAAAAUGUUAGUAAUAAAUUACUUUCAGAUAUUUACCGCGGAUCAAAUUUCCAAUUCGCUUAUUAUAUUAAACCUACAGAAGUUAAACAUUCGAUAUUAAUAAAGGAUAAAACUUCGAUUUUUCCUUCAGAUAAAAUGAAUGCUUCUGUAUCGAAAUCGCAAAUGGAACAAGAAAAUAUCAAUUUAAAUCUUACAUAUCAAGGAUAUAAUAUCUUUAGAAAAUCUUUAGUGCUAAUAGUUGAACCACUUGACAAAAUCAUUGAAUUCGGGGAUAAUGUUCAAAUUGCUACAGCAAUGACGAUUGAUGAUUAUUUUGGUAGAGAUGAAGAAAGCGAAUUAUAA
Molecule: messenger RNA, 525 nt
Organism: Funneliformis geosporum
Lineage: Eukaryota; Fungi; Glomeromycota; Glomeromycetes; Glomerales; Glomeraceae
Source: the annotation of a GenBank genome assembly